AUGGCAAAGAGAAACAACAAUAACAAUGAUCUGAAUGAGGUAGUAAAGCAAUUAGCUGAUGUAGCUCAACAAUUAGCUGAAAGGAAUAACAAUAACAAUCCUAACCCUGCUGGGGAGUUGUUUAAGAAGAUAGCCCAAAGCAAACCUCCUACUUACCAGGGAGAACCUGACUCAACUGUCCUUGGAAACUGGUCGAGAGAGUUUGACAAGUUGUUUGUGGCAGUAGCAUGUCCUAAUGAGUCCAAAGUGAGUAGUGUAGCUUAUUAUUUAAGGGGUGAAGCAGAUCUGUGGCGGCAGCAGAAUGAACAAGCUGAGAGAGCAUUACCUAAUUUUGGAUGGAAUGUGUUCAAGGAACAAGUGAGGGAUAAGUUCUACCCUAUAUUCUUGCAGAAGCAUAAAGCUGAUGAGUUCUUGGAACUUAAUAUGGGGACUAUGUCGGUGACUGAGUAUUACAUUAAGUUUAUCGAGCUGUCUAGGUUUGCAGAAGAUACUGUGGCUACUGAUAGGCAAAAAGCUAGAAGGUUUGAGAAGGGAUUGCCUCUUUCUCUCCAAAGAAAGUUGUCAGGACAAGUGUUUGACAAUUUGGAUGAGUUGUAUGGUAGAGCAGCGUAUUUACAUGUGUUAGAGUUGAAGGAGAAAGCUGAAAAGGCUGAGUUGGAAGCUAGGGAGAAAAGAAAGGAGCCUAUGACUAGUUCUGGACCGUUUGGAAACCAGAACAACUUUAAGAAGCAAAAGUUUAACAACCACCAAAGCAAUAACUUCCAGAACAAUAGGAACAACCAAGGUGGGCGCAAUUUUCCUAAGGAAAAUAGGAACCAUCCUGGAGAUCGUAACCAGAGGAUAUAUUACUGUAAGAGAUGUUCCAACAACCACUAA
Messenger RNA from Chenopodium quinoa (quinoa), 876 nucleotides. RefSeq lists its product as uncharacterized. The transcript has a single exon. The coding region runs from base 1 to 876 and encodes 291 amino acids. Lineage: Eukaryota; Viridiplantae; Streptophyta; Magnoliopsida; Caryophyllales; Amaranthaceae. The record is from RefSeq and is a predicted model, not a curated record.